UUCCAAACUCAAUAAAGACAUAAGCAGGGUCUACCAAAGUACCGAAAGCAGGGGAGAAAGGAAACUUCAGGGUGGGAACGGACUGACACUCAAUUGUGGGAUCUCCUUGCAAAUUUACUCUGCCUUUCCUCUGUCUGAGUUUGAAAACCCUGUGAAGUAAUUUGGAGAAAGACCCUCACCAAGACCCUCACACAAGUGAGAUUCUUCUAGUCUUUUCAUAUCCAUUUCCCUAUCUAGUUUCACAAUGGAGCUGGCAUAAGCAUCCCAGCGGGAACAGGCCCACUUUGAGGGGACUCUGGAGACCCUUGUACCCACUGCCCCUCGUCCCCUGUACUUCCUAGGCAUUUCAUCCCAGGGCACAGAGAAGGAAACCAAAACCGCAAUGGGCGAGUGAGGGGUAUCUGCUGAUGGGCCCUCUGGACAGCACUCUGCCCCCUUGCAGGAAGAAACAGAAAGAGGGAGGAGGUAAGGCAGAGAAUAAAUAAUCCUGACCAGGGAGGUCCAAGGGAGGAGGCGGAGACAGAGGGGCUGGACUUCAGUGCAGCCUGCCAGGCGUCUUCAGGAGGAAGACUGGAUCAAAGGGGGCACACGUUCCUUCAGUGCAGUUGAGCUUCUACCUGCCUGGCACGGGUCACAACUCAGCUUCUUCAUCAUGAUGGGUUCCAAUGGCAGCGAAUCUAGUGCCACAUAUUUCAUCCUAAUAGGCCUUCCAGGCUUGGAAGAGGCUCAGUUCUGGUUGGCAUUCCCAUUGUGCUCCCUCUACCUUAUUGCUGUGCUAGGUAACUUGAUGAUCAUCUACAUUGUAUGGACCGAGCAUAGCCUACACGAACCCAUGUAUAUCUUUCUUUGCAUGCUUUCAGGACUUGAUAUCCUCAUCUCUACCUCAUCCAUGCCCAAAAUGAUGGCCAUCUUCUGGUUCAAUUCUACUACCAUCCAGUUUGAUGCUUGUCUGCUACAAAUGUUUGCUAUUCACUCCUUAUCUGGUAUGGAGUCCACAGUGCUGCUGGCCAUGGCCUUUGACCGCUAUAUGGCCAUCUGUCACCCACUGCGCCAUGCCACUGUGCUCACAUUGCCUCGUGUCACCAAGAUUGGCAUGGCGGCUGUGGUGCGAGGGGCUGCACUGAUGGCACCCCUGCCUGUCUUCAUCAAGCAGCUGCCCUUCUGCCGCUCCAAUAUCCUUUCCCAUUCCUACUGCCUACACCAAGAUGUCAUGAAGCUGGCCUGUGCUGACAUCAAGGUCAAUGUUAUCUAUGGCCUCAUUGUCAUCAUCUCUGCCAUUGGCCUGGACUCACUUCUGAUUUCCUUCUCCUAUCUGCUCAUCCUUAAGACUGUGCUGGGUUUGACACGUGAAGCCCAGGCCAAGGCAUUUGGUACUUGUGUCUCUCACGUGUGUGCUGUAUUUAUUUUCUAUGUACCUUUCAUUGGAUUGUCAAUGGUGCACCGUUUUAGCAAGCGGCGUGACUCUCUCCUGCCUGUCAUCAUGGCCAACAUCUAUCUGCUGGUUCCUCCUGUGCUCAACCCCAUUGUCUACGGAGUGAAGACAAAGGAGAUCCGGCAGCGCAUUCUUCGUCUUUUCCACCUGACCACACAUACUUCAAAUUCCUAGAUGUCAGUAAACAAACUUCUUUUCCAUUCAAAGUCCUUGGAUUCAGAUUUGAAUGCCAACAUUUUGGAAGACAGUGUUAAGAAAAAACAUUU
Molecule: messenger RNA, 1698 nt
Organism: Carlito syrichta (Philippine tarsier)
Lineage: Eukaryota; Metazoa; Chordata; Mammalia; Primates; Tarsiidae
Product: olfactory receptor 51E1
Exons: 2
Coding region: 653-1606 (317 amino acids)
Biological process (GO): G protein-coupled receptor signaling pathway
Cellular component (GO): membrane
Molecular function (GO): olfactory receptor activity; G protein-coupled receptor activity
Source: RefSeq, a predicted model, not a curated record